Molecule: messenger RNA, 2438 nt
Organism: Balaenoptera ricei (Rice's whale)
Lineage: Eukaryota; Metazoa; Chordata; Mammalia; Artiodactyla; Balaenopteridae
Gene: ANGPT1
Product: angiopoietin 1
Exons: 9
Coding region: 412-1908 (498 amino acids)
Biological process (GO): angiogenesis; Tie signaling pathway
Molecular function (GO): receptor tyrosine kinase binding
Source: RefSeq, a predicted model, not a curated record
CUUGGCUUGGAUGUGCAACCUUAAUAAAACUCACUGAGGUCUGGGAGAAAAUAGCAGAUCUGCAGCAGAUAGGGUAGAGGAAAGGGUCUAGAAUAUGUACACGCAGCUGAUUCAGGCAGGCUACACGCUGAACGGUUACACUGAGAGGAAACCAUAAAUCUCAGCUACUAUGCAAUAAAUAUCUCAAGUUUUAACUAAGGAAACUAUCUUUACAGUGAAAUUAAAAAAAUAACAUUUUAGAACAAAGCUAACAAAUGGCUAGUUUUCUGUGAUUCUUCUACAAAAGCUUUCUUUGAGAGGGGAAAAAGUCAAACAAACAAGCAGUUUUACCUGAAAUAAAGAACUAGUUUAAAGGUCAGAAGAAAGGAGCAAGUUUUGCGAGAGGCACGGAAAGAGAGUGCUGGCAGUACAAUGACAGUUUUCCUUUCCUUUGCUUUCCUCGCUGCUAUUCUGACUCACAUAGGGUGCAGCAACCAGCGCCGAAGUCCAGAAAACGGUGGGAGAAGAUAUAAUCGGAUUCAACAUGGGCAGUGUGCCUACACUUUCAUUCUUCCAGAACACGACGGGAACUGUCGUGAGAGUACGACAGACCAGUACAACACAAACGCUCUGCAGAGAGAUGCUCCACACGUGGAACAGGAUUUCUCUUCCCAGAAACUUCAACAUCUGGAGCAUGUGAUGGAAAAUUAUACUCAGUGGCUGCAAAAAAUUGAGAAUUACAUUGUGGAAAAUAUGAAGUCGGAGAUGGCUCAGAUACAGCAGAAUGCAGUUCAGAACCACACAGCCACCAUGCUCGAGAUAGGGACCAGCCUCCUCUCUCAGACCGCAGAGCAGACCAGAAAGCUGACAGAUGUUGAGACCCAGGUACUAAAUCAAACUUCUCGACUUGAAAUACAACUGCUGGAGAAUUCAUUGUCAACAUACAAGCUAGAGAAACAACUUCUUCAACAGACAAAUGAAAUCCUAAAGAUUCAUGAGAAAAACAGUUUAUUAGAACAUAAAAUCUUUGAAAUGGAGGGAAAGCACAAGGAAGAAUUGGACACCUUAAAGGAAGAGAAAGAGAAUCUUCAAGGCUUGGUUACUCGUCAAACAUAUAUAAUCCAGGAACUGGAGAAACAACUGAACAGAGCCACCACCAAUAACAGUGUCCUUCAGAAGCAGCAGCUGGAGCUGAUGGACACAGUGCAUAACCUUGUCAACCUCUGCACUAAGGAAGGUGUUUUACUAAAGGGAGGAAAAAAAGAGGAAGAAAAGCCAUUUAGAGACUGUGCAGAUGUAUAUCAAGCUGGUUUUAAUAAAAGUGGAAUCUACACUAUUUAUAUUAAUAAUAUGCCAGAACCCAAAAAGGUAUUUUGCAAUAUGGAUCUCAAUGGGGGAGGUUGGACUGUAAUACAGCAUCGUGAAGAUGGAAGUCUAGAUUUCCAAAGAGGUUGGAAAGAAUAUAAAAUGGGUUUUGGAAAUCCCUCUGGUGAAUAUUGGCUGGGGAAUGAGUUUAUUUUUGCCAUAACCAGUCAGAGGCAGUACACACUAAGAAUCGAGUUAAUGGACUGGGAAGGAAACCGAGCCUAUUCACAAUACGACAGAUUCCACAUAGGAAAUGAAAAGCAGAAUUACAGGUUGUAUUUAAAGGGUCACACUGGGACAGCAGGAAAACAGAGCAGCCUCAUCUUACACGGUGCUGAUUUCAGCACUAAAGAUGCUGAUAAUGACAACUGCAUGUGCAAAUGUGCCCUCAUGCUAACAGGAGGCUGGUGGUUUGAUGCUUGUGGCCCAUCCAAUCUAAAUGGAAUGUUUUAUACAGCGGGGCAGAACCACGGAAAACUGAAUGGAAUAAAGUGGCAUUACUUCAAAGGGCCCAGUUACUCCUUACGUUCCACAACUAUGAUGAUUCGACCUUUGGACUUUUGAAGGCACAAUGUCAAAAGCAAUUUAAAAGGCCACCAAGAAAUCUGGAGAAGCCACCAGAUGAGAAACUACUUGGAAACUUCUGAAGCAAACAAUAUUGUCUCCCUUCCAGCAACAAGUAGCAGUUAUGUGAAGUCACCAAGGUUCUUGACUGUGAAUUUGGAACCUUUUGAUUUCACAAAAGCCUCUCCUUGGGGUGACUGUGUUCAAAUGGCUUGACUAUAGAGAAUGCCACUCACUGUCAUGCUUUAAAAAGGGAAGAAACUGUUCAGCUCGCUGUGCUUCAAACUACUACUGGAUCUUAUUACAGAACUAUAGUAACCAGAUGAUAAAUAUGGUUUAUCUCACGUAAAACCGAAGAAAAGAAGAUGAACAACAAGAACAAAAAGAGUAUACGUGAAGAAUAAAAACAGGCCUGUCAUAAUCCUUUGGGAAAAAUGUGUUACACCAGUGAAAUGGUGUUAUUUCUCUGCAAACCUACUAACAAUAAGUUUGUACUGUUGCACAAUUUUAAUAAAAGUUUAGGAAGAACA